AUGUCAAGGUUACGGAAAUUCAACCAGCAGGUCUUAAGUUAUACUCGUGGUGAGAUGGAACACGAAGAUGGGGCCGAAUUCUUUCCCUUAGAUAUAGAUGAGCAGGAUGAGUUGAUAAAGAGUUUUGAAAUGCGGAAUAUUGCUAAGAAUGAAAGGUAUUUUACUUACCUCGGAAUUUUUUAUUUGGUAUGUUGUGGGAUGACCUUAUUCUUAGCAACCGGUGCUAAACGUAGCCGACUACCAGAAAAGUAUCAAAGGGUACUGCUGGUUUCAGUUCAAUCUAUUGCAUGUUCGUUUAUUAACUUAAGAUAUUCCAUGAUAACGCAUAUAUUCCUUAGGUGGGGGGUUCUUUUCAAGAUAAGUAAUCGGACAAUCAAUAUCAUUAAUAUUGUUAUAUUGGUCAUGACAUCAUGGUUAGCUUCGAAUUCUGCAGAAUCAUUCAAGGUUGGGAUAAUGCUCCACUUACCUCAUGUGCUCUUUUUAAUCAGCGUUAUAGUGAAGGGAUGGAUGUUGUCAAUGGAUAAAGAGUUAGAACAGCUUAAGACGCUCAGGUAUAAAUUCAAAAACGCUUGA
This is a messenger RNA of Eremothecium cymbalariae DBVPG#7215, 573 nucleotides long. RefSeq lists its product as uncharacterized. The coding region runs from base 1 to 573 and encodes 190 amino acids. NCBI's taxonomy places the organism in Eukaryota, Fungi, Ascomycota, Saccharomycetes, Saccharomycetales, Saccharomycetaceae. The record is from RefSeq and is a predicted model, not a curated record. The transcript has a single exon.